Messenger RNA from Telopea speciosissima, 510 nucleotides. RefSeq lists its product as uncharacterized. The record is from RefSeq and is a predicted model, not a curated record. The transcript is spliced from 2 exons. The coding region runs from base 1 to 510 and encodes 169 amino acids. NCBI's taxonomy places the organism in Eukaryota, Viridiplantae, Streptophyta, Magnoliopsida, Proteales, Proteaceae.
AUGCCCGAUACAGCUCUAUUUGUUCAUUCAGGGACCCCUCUCCUCUACAUUUUGGUUUACGUCGAUGAUAUCAUCGUCACUGGGUCCAGGCCUACUGCGGUCCAACAACUUAUUACCUCUCUUGGUACGGAAUUUGCAAUUAAAGACCUCGGCUCUCUCUAUUAUUUUCUUGGUAUUGAGGCAGUUCGAACAGCCGAUAGCUUAUCUCUCUCAAAGACCAAGUAUACUCUUGAUCUUCCUCGCAAGGCAAAAAUGGAAGCCGCUAAGCCUAUGCCAACUCCCAGUUCUACUACUACUCUUUCUCAUGCUCGAGGGGAUUCGUUUCAUGAUCCCACUCUUUACUGCAGCAUUGUCGAUGCCUUGCAAUACCUCACCUUGACCAGACCUGACAUUGCCUUCUCAUUCAACAAGGAUCAGAUAGCUGACAUAAGUGACAUCAUAACUAAAGGGCUCCCUGCUCUGUGCUUUAACGUUCUUCGUUACACAUUCUAUCUCUCCAUCUCAUACUGA